UGGGUUUUGGGAGAUAUUCUAAUAGUUUAUAAGUUAUUCUGAGAAGCCUGUCCUCCUCGUCUUAUAUAAUUAUAGUUACUCUGUUCUGUAUUGAAGACAUGUCAAAGCCAAAGGUCUCCUAAACUUGUUUGCUUUUCUAUGUUGCAUUGUUUUCUUUGAUGGAUUUUCCUGUUAUGCAUCUAACAUUGAUGAUUCAUCAUUCUUCUCUGCCACUCGUUCUCUGCACAGACAACCGGCAAAAACUAUAUUGUCAGUGGAGAUGGUGUGCUGCAAGUGCAGGCAGAAGGUAAUGAAGUUAAUAUCAACCAUAGAAGGGAUAACUUCUAUUGUCCUUGACCCAUCAAAAAACACAGUCACUGUUGUUGGUGAAGCUGAUCCCUUGAGGAUCAUCGAGAUGGUCAGGACAUUCAAAAAGUCUGCAUCAAUUGUGAGUGUAGGGCCUCCCAAGGAUGAAAAGAAGGAUGAAAAGAAGGAUGAAAAGAAGGAUGAUCGGAAAGAUGUCAUGCUUUAUAAUUAUCCUGCUCCGAAGAUAUGUCAAAGAUGUGAUGUUUGGUAUGUUGUUGGUCCAGGUGCUUACAGUUACUGCUCCAUUCUGUAAUUUUAGAAAUCAAGGUUUGUCAAUGCCUGUAUCACUUACAUCAGUUGUCUUCUGUUCUAUCUAUAUCAAAACAUAUUGUAGUUGAUAGAAAAUAAAAAAUGAUAUUAGAA
This is a messenger RNA of Rubroshorea leprosula, 708 nucleotides long. NCBI's taxonomy places the organism in Eukaryota, Viridiplantae, Streptophyta, Magnoliopsida, Malvales, Dipterocarpaceae. The record is from the annotation of a GenBank genome assembly.